This is a messenger RNA of Mesorhabditis belari, 1128 nucleotides long. The record is from the annotation of a GenBank genome assembly. Lineage: Eukaryota; Metazoa; Nematoda; Chromadorea; Rhabditida; Rhabditidae.
AUGAUUGCGACGAAACAGGGGAAAGAGGAGAAACCCCAUAAGCCGACUCAUUUACAUGAUAUCAGUGAGAUUCUACCACACCUCUUUGUUUCAGGCUAUGGAUGUAUCACGGAGGCAAAGUUGAAACAAUUCGGCAUCACGCACGUCAUCGAUGCGACAAAUCUCGGAUUGAUAGGGAAAAAAUUGAAAACUGUCGAAGUGCUUGAGGUGCCCGUGGCAGACGAUGUGCUGGCGAAAUUGAAUCAACAUUUCGAUGCAGUCAAUCAGUUCGUUGAUGGCGCCAAGGAAAAGAAGAAGAUGCAAGCGAUGAAGAUGGAGAAGGAUGCCGCCUUGGUCAGAGCUGACGAAGCUGAGGCAAAGGAACGCGAGGUGCAAACCCGUCUUGCCUCCGUUGAGGAAGAGCUCCGUGACACUCAGAAGAAGAUGGUUCAAACUGAGAACAAUUUGGACGAAAUCCAAGAGAAACUCGCCAAUGUCACCACCCAAUUGGAGGAGAAAGACAAGAAGGCUGCUGAAGCUGAGGCCGAGGUCGCUUCGAUCAAUCGCCGUAUCGUUCUCGUUGAAGAAGAGCUCCAAAGAACCGAGGAACGCCUCAAGGUUGCCACCGAGAAACUCGAAGAGGCCACUUCGCAAAUCGAUGACACUGAGAGAGCUCGUCGCGAGAUGGAAGCACGAUCAUUCCAAGUUGAAGAGAAGGCCAAUUCUGUUGAGGAACAACUCAAGGAAGCCCAAGCCCUCGCCGAGGAGGCCGACCGAAAAUACGAUGAAGUUGCCCGUAAACUUGCCAUGGUUGAGGCUGAUCUCGAGAGAGCUGAGGAAAGGGCUGAAGCCGGAGAGAACAAGAUCGUCGAACUUGAGGAGGAGUUGCGAGUGGUGGGAAACAACUUGAAAUCGCUGGAAGUUUCCGAGGAAAAGGCAAUGCAAAGAGAAGACGCAUUCCAGGAGCAAAUCCGUACCGUCACACAGAGGCUCAAAGAGGCUGAGACUCGUGCCGAGUUCGCCGAGCGAUCGGUGCAGAAACUCCAGAAAGAGGUGGAUCGUCUCGAGGAUGAGCUCGUCCACGAGAAAGAGAGAUAUGCCGCCAUCUCCGAUGAGCUCGAUGACACCUUCCAGGAGCUCUCCGGCUAC